This is a messenger RNA of Carcharodon carcharias (great white shark), 3730 nucleotides long. RefSeq names its product zinc finger protein 436-like. Gene Ontology annotation, biological process: regulation of transcription by RNA polymerase II. The record is from RefSeq and is a predicted model, not a curated record. The transcript has 2 exons. The coding region runs from base 124 to 1314 and encodes 396 amino acids. Lineage: Eukaryota; Metazoa; Chordata; Chondrichthyes; Lamniformes; Lamnidae. Gene Ontology annotation, molecular function: DNA-binding transcription factor activity; RNA polymerase II cis-regulatory region sequence-specific DNA binding.
UGAGGACCCGGAUGAAGCGGCUCCCGAGACGGGCAGCGUCGGCGGGAGGGACGGUAAAAAGAGAGAGAGGUCGUCACAUCGGCAACGGAUACCUCUCCUCAUCGACUGGGACGAAGGCUGGAAAUGACGCAGCGGGGAAGCAGCGAGUCACCCCGAGGUGGGUCAGCCCCGGCCGACAGGUGCUUCACCUGCACCUUCUGCGGGAACAGUUUCAGCCGCUCGCACGCGCUGCAGCAGCACCUGCGUAUCCACGCCGGCGAGAGGGCCUUCGCCGAGACCAGCUACGUGCGCACCAUCGCCUCGGCGUCACGGCAGAGAGUCAAAACCGGCGAGCGGCUCUUCAUCUGCGACGUGUGCGGCCAGCGCUUCACCAUCGCCUCCUUCCUGGCCCAGCACCAGCGCAGCCACAGCGCCGAGCCUCCCCUGGAGUGCGACCUGUGCGGGCAGACCUUCACCUCGGCCGCCAACCACCGGGAGCACCGGCGCCGGCACGCCCGCGAGCCCGCCGAGCACUGCGGGGUGUGCGGGGGCCACUACCCCGGGCCGCAGCGGCUGGCCCGUCACCAGCGCACCCACCUGCAGUCCGAGCCUCACCUCUGCGGGGUCUGCGGCAUGAGCUUCGGGAGGCUGCACUACCUGCAGUGGCACCAGCGCAUCCACGCCGGGCCGGGCACCGCCUCCGGCUCACCACCAGCCCCCCGGGUCACCUCCACCAGCCCCACCCGCAAGGUGUCUCCGCUGGAGGCCCGGCAGCCGCAGGGUCCCGUCUCCGGCAAGAAGAGACCAGCCGCAGCCCUGGAGGAGGAGGAGGAGGAGACGCAGACCUUCUACCUGUGCGAGGUGUGCGCCAGGGUCUUCACUGGACAGGGUCUCCUGCAUGAGCACCAGGCCACUCACCGGGAACUGAGGGAGCUCGAACUCCGGCAAGAGAGUAACCGGAACACCCACCGGGAGCUGGGAGAGCUCGAACCGGGACAAGAGAGUAACCGGAACACCCACCUGGAGCUGGGGGAGCUCGGACCAGGACAGGAAAGUAACCGAGACACUCACCAGGAGCUGGGAGAAUUCAAACUCCAGCAAGAGAGUAACCGGAACACCCACCGGGAGCUGGGAGAGCUCGAACCGGGACAAGAGAGUAACCGGAACACCCACCCGGAGCUGGGGGAGCUCGGACCAGGACAGGAAAGUAACCGAGACACUCACCAGGAGCUGGGAGAAUUCAAACUCCAGCAAGAGAGUAACCGGAACACCCACCCGGAGCUGGGGGAGCUCGAACCAGGACAGGAGAGUAACCAAGACACACAUCAGGAGUAGGGAGAGCUCAAACCGGGACAAGAGAGUAUCUGGAACACCCACCGGGAGCUGGGAGAGCUCGAACCGGGACAAGAGAGUAACCAAGACACUCAACGGGAGCUGGGAAAGCUCGAACCGGGACAGGAGAGUAACCAAGACACUCACCGGGAGCUGAGAGAGCUCGAACUGGGACAGGAGAGUAACCGGGAUACUCAGCGGGAGCUGGGAGAGCUCGAACCGGGACAGGAGAGUAACCGAGACACUCACCGGGAGCUGGGGGAGCUCAAACUGGGACAAGAGAGUAACCGAGACACUCACCGGGAGCUGGGUGAGCUCGAACCGGGACAGGAGAGUAACCGAGACACCGGGAGCUGGGAGAGCUCGAACCGGGACAGGAGAGUAACCAAGACACUCACCGGGAGCUGAGAGAGCUCGAACUGGGACAGGAGAGUAACCGGGAUACUCAGCGGGAGCUGGGGGAGCUCGAACCGGGACAGGAGAGUAACCGAGACACUCACCGGGGGCUGGGGGAGCUCGAACUGGGACAAGAGAGUAACCGAGACACUCACCGGGAGCUGGGGGAGCUCGAACCAGGACAGGAGAGUAACCGAGACACUCACCGGGAGCUGGGAGAGCUCGAACCGGGACAGGAGAGUAACCGAGACAAUCACCGGGAACUGGGAGAGAUCAAACCGGGACAGGAGAGUAACCGAGACACUCAACGGGAGCUGGGAGAGCUCGAACCGGGAAAGGUGAGUAACCGAGACACUCACCGGGAGCUGGGAGAGCUCGAACCGGGACAGGAGAGUAAUUGAGACAUUUAAUGGGAGCUGGGAGAGCUCGAACUGGGACAAGAGAGUAACCGAGACACUCACCGGGAGCUGGGAGAGCUCGAACCGGGAAAGGAGAGUAACCAAGACACUCACCGGGAGCUGGGAGAGCUCGAACCGGGACAGGAGAGUAACCGAGACACUCGCCAAGAGCUGGGAGAGCUCGAACCGGGACAGGAGAGUAACCGAGACACUCACCAGGAGCUGUGAGAGCUCGAACCGGGAAAGGAGAGUAACCGAGACACUCACCAAGAGCUGGGAGAGCUCGAACCGGGACAGGAGAGUAACCGAUACAGUCACCGGGAGCUGGGGGAGCUCGAACCGGGACAGGAGAGUAACCGAGACACUCACCGGGAGCUGGGAGAGCUUGAACCGGGACAGGAGAGUAACCAGGACAGUCACCGGGAGCUGGGAGAGCUCGAACCGGGAAAGGAGAGUAACUGAGACACUCACCGGGAGCUGGGGGAGCUCGAACUGGGACAAGAGAGUAACUGAGAUACUCACCGGGAGCUGGGAGAGCUCGAACUGGGAAAGGAGAGUAACUGAGACACUCACCGGGAGCUGGGGGAGCUCGAACUCCGGCAAGAGAGUAACCGAGACACUCACCGGAAGCUGGGAGAGUUCGAACUCCAGCAAGAGAGUAACCGAGACACUCAUCGGGAGCUGGGAGAGCUCGAACCGGGAACGGAGAGUAACCGAGACACUCAUCGGGAGCUGGGAGAGCUCAAACCGGGACAAGAGAGUAACCGAGACACUCAGCGGGAGCUGGGAGAGAUCAAACCAGGACAGGAGAGUAACCGAGACACUAGCGGGAGCUGGGAGAGAUCAAACCGGGACAGGAGAGUAACCGAGACACUGACCGGGAGCUGGGAGUGAUCAAACCGGGACAGGAGAGUAACCGAGACACUCACCGGGAGCUGGGAGAGCUCGAACUCCAAGAGAGUAACCGAGACACUCACCGGGAGCUGGGAGAGAUCAAACCGGGACAGGAGAGUAACCGAGACACUCACCGGGAGCUGGGAGAGCUCGAACCGGGACAAGAGAGUAACCGGAAUACUGACCGGGAGCUGGGGGAGCUCAAACCGGGACAAGAGAGUAACCGAGACAUUCACCGGGAGCUGGGAGAGAUCAAACCGGGACAGGAGAGUAACCGAGACACUCGCCAAGAGCUGGGAGAACUCAAACCGGGACAGAAGAGUAACCGAGACACUCACCGGGAGCUGGGAGAGAUCAAACCGGGACAGGAGAGUAACCGAGACACUCGCCAAGAGCUGGGAGAGAUCAAACCGGGACAGGAGAGUAACCGAGACACUCACCGGGAGCUGGGAGAGAUCAAACCGGGACAGGAGAGUAACCAAGACACUCACCGGGAGCUGGGAGGGCUCGAACCGGGAAAGGAGAGUAACCGAGACACCGGGAGCUGGGAGAGCUCGAACCGGGACAGGAGAGUAACCGAGACACUCACCGGGAGCUGGGAGAGCUCGAACCGGGACAGGAGAGUAACCGAGACACUCACCGGGAGCUGGGGGAGCUCGAACCAGGAAAGGAGAGUAACCGAGACACUCACCAAGAGCUGGGAGAGCUCGAACCGGGACAGGAGAGUAACC